Messenger RNA from Paramuricea clavata, 5285 nucleotides. The record is from the annotation of a GenBank genome assembly. Lineage: Eukaryota; Metazoa; Cnidaria; Anthozoa; Malacalcyonacea; Plexauridae.
CUAAACUAAAUGAUAAAAGUUUGAAAGAAAAAAGUUACUGGAUGUUUAUUAUAAAAGGAAUAUUUGAAAAAUAAUGAAAAAUUCGAGGAAAAAUUGAAAAAGGGGUUUAAAAGGAAAAUAUUCAGUGGAAGUGGAAGCUCCGCACUGACCUUAAAAAUGUCAAAAUAUCUGGAUUGCUCUGUGGAGAAAAUGCUAAUGAAUCGAAAAUGGGUGGACGCGCUAGCUAUAUUCGUGAAAUUUUCAUCUUAUUUUGCCUCCAAGUAUCAAUUGCUCUCUGUUUUAACCUGACAAUUCUCCACACAAACGAUAUACAUGGUAGAUUUGAGGAGACAGAUAAACGUGGCUUUACAUGUCACUCAAACAAGGAAGCAUGUUUUGGCGGGGUUGCUAGAAUAGCGACAGCUGUGAAAGAAGUUAGGAACAAAGAUGAAAAUGUCGUUUUUGUUGAUGGCGCGGAUAGAUUCACUGGAACAAUCUGGAGCGAGGUUUACAAAGGGAAUGCAUCAAAGGUGUUUUUCAAUGAACUCAAUUAUACUGCCAUUGUGAGUAUAAAAUAUAUUAAACAUAUUAAGUUGCAAUAUGCCCUGAUGCUAUCUGUUGUUUUACUUUUACUGUGUCAAACACCAAAUGAUUUUCAUUCUCAUUUCCUUUCUCCAGACUUUGGGAAAUCAUGAUUUUGACUAUGGUGUGAAAACUCUACUUGGUUUUCUUGAAGAAAUCAAAUGUCCUGUGGUUGUCUCGAACAUGGAUACAAGCAAAGAACCUCUAUGGCCAGAUGCCACGCAACUUGUCAGAACUACUGUGAUUGUUGACGUGAAUGGAGAGAAAAUUGGCUUUGUUGGUUAUAUUUUGCCUCAAACAUCCAGGUAUAAAAUUAUUCAUACAAGUAUUUCUGCAAAAAUCUCACAACUUGUCAACAAGAUGUGUUUGCCACAGGCUUGUGUAGCAUGUUUGUCAACAAGUUGUAACAAUGGUGUUAUUUUAUCAAAUUGCUACAAGGUUGUCACUCGCAACUUGUUGAAUUGCAGGACAAUAACAAGUUCUUGGAACAACUUGUAACAGCUCAACAACCUUGUAGCAAGUUGUCAACAAGUCAUUGACAACUUGUCAACAAGAUGUGUUUGCCACAGGCUUGUGUAGCAAGUUUGUCAACAAGUUGUAACAAUGGUGUUAUUUUAUCAAAUUGCUACAAGGUUGUCAUUCACAACUUGUUGAAUUGCAGGACAAUAACAAGUUCUUGGAACAACUUGUAACAGCUCAACAACCUUGUAGCAAGUUGUCAACAAGUCAUUGACAACUUGUCAACAAGCUGGGAACAAGCAGUGGGAACACAUCCUGUUAACAAGUUGUUGGAACAGCAUUGCUACAAGUCUGUUUUGCCAAACAAAAAUUCUUGCAUGAAGCUGAAAAUCCCCCCCCCCCAUCAGCCCAUGACUUUUCUAAUGUUUAGCUUCUUAGUACUAAUACUGAAUAAGAUCAUAAAGUCUUCAUCAUUGCUGCAAUAUAUACUUUAGGACAUCAAAUCCAGGUGAGAAUAUUAAGUUUCUCCCAAUAAUCACCUCGGUGCAGAAUGCUGUCAAAGAAUUGGAAUCGAAGGGAAUAAACAAAAUUAUAGCUGUUGGACAUGCUGGCUAUAAUGUCGAUACAAAAAUUGCUAAGAAAGUUGUUGGAGUAGAUGUUGUUGUGGGUGGACAUUCUAAUACUUUUCUUUAUUCUGGUGAGUUCACUAAUUCAAUGGUUACUGGACUCUGGACAAACUUGGAUUACCAUAAUGAAUUUGGUAAUUGCUUAUUCUUUUCAAUUACUGCAGGUAAGCCACCUUCAGAUGACAAACGCAAAGGACCCUACCCCUAUAUUGUCCAUCCAGAUCAUAACAUGUCCCUCAGUGUUCCAGUUGUCCAGGCAUACUAUUACACCAAGUAUUUAGGGAAGCUCCAAGUCAUGUUCAAUGAUUUGGGAGAAGUGACAGGUUGGUCUGGAAAUCCUGUCUUAUUGAACUCUGCAGUGGCGAAGGAUCAGCAUGUCUAUGGUAUUGUCAAAAAGAUGAAAAAACUGGUUGAUGAAAGAGGAAAUGUAUGUUAACUCAUAAAGUUUCAUUGUGCCCCAAUGCCCGCAACUUUGUUAUUUGACUUUGUCUGUAGACUACGACAUAAUCUGAGUGUGUAAUGUCUGGCCCUCAUUUCUGCUCACAAGUGUCUGUGAUGCAGGCUACUCUGUCUAAUGCCAGAUGAUUUUACACAUCAAGGAGAGAGUGCUGGAGCUCAAGGGGCUAACAGAAUGUAUGGGCAGAUUAACCCAUUGAGUGGUAGCUCUCUCCUCUUGACGAGCAAAUGGUCUGGCAAGUGCGUAUUUUAGGAAUUAAACCCUGCUCUAGAGGUGAAAACAGACGUGAAUGAUUUACUACUCUGUGAUUAAAACCCAAUCUUGUACCCAGGCUCUUUCCUUUUGGGGAAGACUCUGGGUACAAGUUGAUCAAAACCUUUUGUAUAAACAUCUUAAUUCUUUUUUAAUUUUUUUUUUAUUUUUCUAAUUUGUAUAAUUAUAUGAUUUGUAGGAGAAGAUUGGCCAAGUAAAAGUACAGCUUACUGCAAUGAACUGUGAUACUGAACCGUGUUUUCUUGGUGAACUAAUCACAUCUGCUAUGGUGUAUCAUUUUCGAUCUUAUAAUGCCAGUAUAUCACUUUUCCAUGGUAGUAAUCUUAGAACUUUGCCAACUGAUGGACAAGGUAUUAGAAAUUUCACACUUUCUUCCUGUAGUAACACCUGGAUUUUGACUGAUCAUCACUACACCUCUGGGAAGAACAGUUUAAAAUUGCGAGAGCCAUCCAAAGCAUUCAGCAUUAUUAUUAUUAUUAUUAUUAUUAUUAUUAUUAUUGAAUUCGUCACAAAUGUUUAAACUGACACUCGCAUACAUAACAUGUUACAAGAAAAUGUACGUACAUGACUGGGAUGAGGAACUGGUCUAGAAGUACUUGAGUAUUUUUAUAUCAGUGUGAGGAACAGGAUUUUCGUCCCAAUGGACCUAUUCCCUAAUGAACAAAAUUUUGAUCAAGACAAGUCUAGACAAAAAUUUCAUCAAAGCUUGAAAGAGCAUUACAAAAUUAGUAAGGGACCGGUCAUUAUUUAUGGUGGGGGGUGGCACCGAAGAGAAAUGUUUUUCGUGGUAAAAAUUUUGCUGACCCAACCAUUAAAAAGCAAAAAAUUUGAUUACCCAACCUCAAGUAUCAAUUAAAAAAUAAUACCCACCCCUGGCCAAAACCUUUACAACAGAAUACCAUUUAGUUGUCACACAUGUCCUUUACCACUUCUGUGACACAAGUUUGAUAACUAAACUUUCAUGUUAUAUGUACAUGCACUUUCUUUGGAGACACCAUUUGUCUCCCAACAAAUCGGAAAAUGAUCAAGAUAGUGACUCUGAUUGAUUCACAUAUUGUAUUGACAUAUGACUGUUGACAGUGCUUUUCAGUCUCCAAUAUUUAAGUGAGUCAUGCUUUGGAAAUGACAAUAACUUUUUAUUACCCAACCCUUGAGUUGUUUUGUUUUUCAUUUACCCAACCUUUUAGUUACUCAAAAUUUUGUUUACCCAACCCUUUUCUCUUCGGUGCCACCCCCCGCCAUAAAUAAUGACCGCUCCCUAAUAUUCCAAAGUUUCGUUGCGAAAUGUUGUAAAAUGCGGAUAAUAUAGCCUUGCGAAGUUUGCCGUUUUUCAGUCAUUUUAUAUUAUUACGCACAGGAAAUUGAUACCGCUUUUUGAAAAAAGGUAUCAAUUUCCCGCGCGUAAUACAAAAUGACUGAAAAACGGCAAACUUCGCAGAGCUAUAUUAUUCGCAUUUUACAACAUUUCGCAACGAAACUUCGCAAUAUUACUGAUUUUGUGAUGCUCUUUCAAGCUGUGAUAAAUUUUUGUCUAGACUUGUCUUGAUCAAAAUUUUGUUCAUUAGGGAAUAGGUCCAUUAAUACCUCACCCGUACAGCAUAACUAUAGUUUACUUUAGGUUUCCUCUUGUAGUAAUUCUGGACCAAUAAGGCGUGACCUUACCGGACGUCCAGGAAGAACAGUUUAGAAGUGAUAGAUUUAUCCACUUAAUAAUACAGUAUGGUCAACGAUUAAAAGACUGCAACAGAUGAAUAGAAAACUUAAUAUGGACGUAAUUAAUUUGUUUAAUUAUAGGUAAUAUUCUGUACAAAGACUUGUUUCUUAGUUUUCCAUACCGCAAUACAAUUGAUAUGGUGGAAUUAUCUGGUACAGACUUGAAGAGUAGCUUGGAAGCCACAAGUUUUCUUCAAAUGCAAGGUGGGAUUACGAUACAGUACUGCGCAGUAACGUUCUAACUUGGAUCUAGAACACGUUAGGAACACUAGAAAAUAACGCAAAUGAAACAUGUUCUUGUGCUGUUGUGUUGUGUUGCGCUGUGUUGUGUUGUGUUUGCGCUCUGUUGCGUUGCGCUGUGUUGUGCUUUGUUGCCUUGUGUUGUGUUGUGCUUUGUUACGUUGUGUUGUGCUACUUUUCUAAGUUACAUAUUCUUUAUCACGCAUAUAAAUUCUCUUUUAAGGUCUGCGUGUAAAAUACUUGAUUGGCAAGCCACGCCGUGUUGAAGAUCUACAGGUCAAGCAAGUCCAUUGUCCAACCAAUAACUGCUAUACACCAAUCAACAUGUCUAAAACUUACAGAGUUGUCUCAGACUCAUAUUUUAUAUCCACCAGUAACCGUAUUAUUGCAAAGAAAGGUAGGAACAGAAUCCGAGGCAAUUCUAUUUACGAUGUACUUUUAGAUUAUUUAGAAGCUAAGUAUCCUGUUAAAAAUGAUGUUAGUAUCGCUGCCAAAUUGAGGCAUAGUUUUGUAGUUUUCUUAUCGGUAAUGGUUGCUCAGAUUAUUAUUUUUUGGCAUUAAUAAUAAAAUAUUACCUAGUGUGUACCAAUGCAAUUUUAUCAAUUCAUAAUUUACAGUAACUCAGUGCGUAUACUAUUAAGCCAGUACUUUACAAGUAUAAUAUAAUGUCAGUGCAAAAUUUUCUGUGUAAUUUUAUUUUUUGGUGUAAGUUUAAUUGAUCAAAAUAAGAACAUACACCAACAUUAGUUUACAAAUACAAAAUAUAUUUCUAGCUAAAAAAGACUGUUGUCUGUGCAGUGUCUUUAAUUGAGAACUCUCGCACAUCGGGCUGUGGUGCUGUGUCGUCAUUUUUCGCUAAAACUUGGACCCCGUUUACAUGGUACCGGACGAAUUUGGAACCGGACUAAAUUCGUCCGUUUCGACCAUGUAAACAUACGAGAACCACGGAACCGGAC